ACCUAUACAUACAUGAUGUACAUCCCACAUUGUAUCUAUCUCUCUGUCUCUGACUCUGUCUCAUCUCUUCUCCGUUGAAUUUCCAAUCCGUACCUAAAUUCUCUUCCUCCUUUCCCCUCUUUCUUUUCCUACACUCAUUUUCUUUUGUCACUUUUAUUUUACCCUUUUAUAUUGUGUUUGCUGAAAAUGCUGCAAGCUUGUGUUUUUCACAUAUGAAAAACAGUAGUGGCAGCAAGCAACACAGCAAAGCUACCCAUCUGUUACAAAACCGGGUUGCUCAAGAAAAGAAUCAUUUCAUUCACUAUACCCUCUAAAAGAAACAACUUUCUUUAGUUUCAAUCUUAUUUUAAUAAGCUUUCUUAUAUUUAGCUUCAUGCUUUGUAUAUGAAUCUAUGUUCUUGGUGAGCAUGGAAGAGGCAGAGAAGGGUGGUUUGUGAAGUGGGGUUUCUCAUAUUUUGAAGGUUCAGGUGUUGAGUGAGUGAGUGAGUGAGUGAAGGGUUCAAUGGAUACUAAAGGAAGACUAGUUGCUGGCUCUCAUAACAGGAAUGAGUUUGUUCUUAUCAAUGCUGAUGAGACUGCAAGAGUGAGUGGCCUCUAUCUAGUGACUGCAGUUACAGAAUUAAGUGGACAGAUUUGUCAGAUCUGUGGGGAUGAGUUGGAGGUUACAGUGGAUGGGGAGCCAUUUGUUGCUUGUAAUGAAUGUGCUUUCCCUGUGUGCAGACCUUGUUAUGAGUAUGAAAGAAGAGAGGGUAACCAAGUUUGUCCUCAGUGCAAAACCAGAUACAAGCGCAUCAAAGGUGAAGCUUCAAACAAAUUUUGCUUUGGUGUUUGUAUUGUCAUAACCUGUUGGUGGAUUUGGCUAACACUGCGACUGAUAUCAGGUAGUGCUAGAGUCGAGGGUGAUGAAGAAGAGGAUGAUACUGAUGAUUUGGAAAGUGAGUUUGAUAUUGCAAGCAAUAUUAGGAGAGAUCCUCAUCACAUUGCUGUGGCCAUGCUCUCUGCUCGCCUUAAUAUCGGCCGUGGUUCGCAGGUGAAUGGUUCGGGGAUCAACACACCAUCAGAGUUUGAUGCAGCUUCUGUAGCUGCUGAUAUUCCUCUCCUGACAUAUGGUGAAGAGGUUAGUUCAUUUUCAGCAGCACUUGAUGUCGGCAUUGCUGCUGAUAAACAUGCUCUCAUUGUUCCUCCAUUCAUGGCUCGAGGGAAACGGGUUCAUCCUAUGCCUUUUCCUGAUUCAUCUGUACCUGUUCAACCCCGACCUAUGGACCCUAAAAAAGAUAUAGCAGUUUAUGGAUAUGGAAGCGUUGCAUGGAAGGAACGGAUGGAGGAUUGGAAGAAAAAGCAAAGUGAUAAACUUCAGGUGGUUAAGCAUGAAGGGAAGGAUUGUGAUGAGCUGGAUGAUCCAGACUUACCAAAAAUGGAUGAAGGCAGGCAGCCACUUUGGAGAAAGUUGCCAAUUAGUUCAAGCAGGAUAAAUCCAUACAGAAUUGUAAUUGUACUCCGGAUUGCUAUUCUUGGCCUCUUUUUCCAUUAUAGAAUUCUCCAUCCAGUCAAUGAUGCAUAUGCCUUGUGGCUGACAUCAGUAAUAUGUGAAAUCUGGUUUGCUGUAUCAUGGAUUUUGGAUCAGUUCCCAAAAUGGUGCCCAAUUGAAAGAGAAACAUACCUUGAUCGUUUAUCACUGAGGUAUGAGAAAGAAGGAAAGCCAUCUGAAUUAGCUGAUAUAGACGUAUUUGUUAGUACAGUGGAUCCUAUGAAAGAACCUCCACUUAUAACUGCAAACACUGUUCUGUCCAUCCUUGCUGUGGAUUAUCCAGUGGACAAGGUUGCAUGCUAUGUCUCUGAUGAUGGUGCUGCUAUGCUUACAUUUGAAGCACUCUCUGAGACAUCUGAGUUUGCAAGGAAAUGGGUACCAUUCUGCAAGAAGUUCAGCAUCGAACCUCGGGCUCCCGAAUGGUAUUUUGCUCAGAAGGUUGACUAUCUGAAAGAUAAAGUGGAUGCAGCAUUUAUCAGAGAACGUCGUGCUAUUAAGAGGGAGUAUGAAGAGUUCAAAGUGCGGAUUAAUGCAUUGGUUGCAAUGGCACAGAAGGUUCCUGAGGAUGGUUGGACAAUGCAGGAUGGUACUCCAUGGCCUGGGAACAACGUCAGAGAUCAUCCCGGAAUGAUACAAGUUUUUCUUGGUCAAAAUGGUGUUCGUGAUAUUGAAGGAAAUGAAUUACCUCGUCUUGUCUAUGUGUCCCGUGAGAAAAGACCUGGAUAUGAGCACCACAAAAAAGCUGGAGCUAUGAAUGCUUUGGUGCGAGUCUCGGCAAUAAUCACAAAUGCUCCUUACCUACUGAAUGUUGAUUGUGAUCACUACAUAAACAACAGUAAGGCCCUACGUGAAGCCAUGUGCUUCAUGAUGGAUCCUACAUCAGGGAAAAAGAUAUGCUAUGUACAAUUUCCUCAAAGAUUUGAUGGGAUUGAUCGUCAUGAUAGAUACUCGAACCGAAAUGUUGUAUUCUUUGAUAUCAAUAUGAAAGGUUUAGAUGGCAUCCAAGGACCAAUAUACGUAGGAACUGGGUGUGUCUUCAGGAGGCAGGCACUUUAUGGAUAUGAUGCCCCUACUACAAAGAAACCACCUGGGAAGACAUGUAACUGUUGGCCUAAAUGGUGCUGCUGUCUGUGUUGUGGAUCUAGGAAGAAAAAGACUAAAGCAAAGUCUAGUGUGAGAAAGAAGAUAAAGAACAAGGAUGGUGGAAAGGAAAUGCAUGCACUAGAAAAUAUUGAAGAGGAAAUUGAAGGAAUUGACAAUGAGAAGUCAUCAGCAAUGUCUCAACUAAAGUUUGAGAAAAAAUUUGGGCAAUCAUCUGUUUUCAUAGCGUCAACACUUAUGGAAGAUGGGGGUAUUCCCAAAGCAGCAUCUUCUGCAACACUCUUGAAAGAAUCCAUCCAUGUAAUUAGUUGUGGUUAUGAAGAUAAGACAGAAUGGGGUAAAGAGGUUGGUUGGAUUUAUGGCUCUGUUACAGAAGAUAUUUUAACAGGUUUCAAGAUGCACUGUCACGGAUGGCGAUCUGUGUACUGCAUGCCAAAAAGACCUGCUUUUAAGGGUUCGGCUCCUAUAAAUCUCUCGGAUCGUCUGCAUCAAGUUCUUCGGUGGGCACUUGGAUCUGUUGAGAUCCUUUUGAGUAGGCAUUGUCCUAUAUGGUAUGGUUAUGGUUGUGGCUUGAAAUGGCUGGAACGGUUCUCUUACAUAAACUCAGUUGUUUAUCCUCUGACUUCAAUUCCCUUACUCGCCUACUGCACUUUGCCAGCCGUUUGUCUACUCACUGGGAAGUUCAUAGUCCCUGAGAUAAGCAAUUAUGCCAGUAUCAUUUUCAUGGGCCUCUUCAUAUCUAUAGCUGCCACUAGCAUACUGGAAAUGCAAUGGGGAGGUGUUGGUAUACAUGACUGGUGGAGGAAUGAGCAGUUCUGGGUCAUUGGUGGUGCCUCCUCGCAUCUGUUUGCUCUCUUUCAGGGUCUGCUCAAAGUUCUGGCAGGAGUUAACACUAACUUCACUGUCACAUCCAAAGCUGCAGAUGAUGGAGAGUUUGCUGAACUCUACAUCUUUAAGUGGACAUCCUUGUUGAUCCCUCCUUUGACUCUGCUAAUCAUUAACAUUAUUGGAGUCGUUGUUGGUGUCUCAGAUGCUAUAAACAAUGGCUAUGAUUCAUGGGGUCCUUUGUUUGGUAAGCUAUUUUUUGCCCUUUGGGUCAUUGUCCAUCUUUACCCUUUCCUCAAGGGAGUAAUGGGAAAACAAGAAGGUGUUCCCACCAUCAUUUUGGUUUGGGCUAUUCUUCUCGCUUCAAUCUUCUCACUGCUGUGGGUGAGAAUCAACCCAUUUUUGUCCAAAAAUGACAUUGUGUUGGAAAUUUGUGGAUUGAAUUGUGACUAAGGUACAUAAAAUGGAAGGCAUGGUUUGAUGUUCUACACAUAUAAGGUCUACAACAUGCAUAAAUUUUUGGUCAAAGAGACAUCCCUUGAUGAAGUACUAGCUGUUGGUGAGAGCUACCACUGCAAAAAUGUUACUUGUGGGUGGUGUUUGUAGAUAUACAACAUUUGUUUUGAGAGUUUCAUUAUUCUUUUUAUACAUGUGCAUUAUCCAAAUCAGUUUGAAAUCCCAGAGGAGGUGAGAUGUAAUUUAUAAUUUCCUUUUGAAUAAGGCGUCUCAUAUUUGUAAUAAAAAGUGUUCUCAUGUGCUUGAAGUCCCCUACAAGUAGUGGGAUUUAUGGUUGGUUUUGUUACUAUUCCAUCAAGUUAAUAAAACUCUUCAGUGUAUAAUAUCUCCAAAUCUAUAGUAUAUAUGCAAAUAAUGCAAAAUGAGCACUUAGGAAAAUAUCACCAUCCAGGCCUCAAUUUUCUGAACCUGCUAUUCUAAAUUAAAUAUUUUCACUCUAUUUACUUGUCUGAUUGUGAAAAGCAUUUGCAAAAGUAUGUCACGAGAACCAAGUCUAGAAAAGCACUUCAAUCUCGUGAAAGCUGAAUAUCAUAUUGAUAAUGGCCACUGUUUGCAAGUUAUCCAUUUAAAUAACUGAAUAAGGCAUUGUGUGACAGAACAUGGC
Abrus precatorius (Indian licorice) is the source of this 4574-nucleotide messenger RNA. Its product is annotated as cellulose synthase A catalytic subunit 2 [UDP-forming]-like. The record is from RefSeq and is a predicted model, not a curated record. The coding region runs from base 503 to 3907 and encodes 1134 amino acids. Gene Ontology annotation, molecular function: cellulose synthase (UDP-forming) activity. Gene Ontology annotation, cellular component: trans-Golgi network; plasma membrane. NCBI's taxonomy places the organism in Eukaryota, Viridiplantae, Streptophyta, Magnoliopsida, Fabales, Fabaceae. Gene Ontology annotation, biological process: plant-type primary cell wall biogenesis; cellulose biosynthetic process. The transcript has 14 exons.